Molecule: messenger RNA, 1187 nt
Organism: Zonotrichia leucophrys gambelii
Lineage: Eukaryota; Metazoa; Chordata; Aves; Passeriformes; Passerellidae
Product: transmembrane protein 45B-like
Exons: 5
Coding region: 1-864 (287 amino acids)
Source: RefSeq, a predicted model, not a curated record
AUGAGCCCGAUGCCAACAACCUUUUUGGGCAGUGCCCUCCGGGGCACUUUCUUCUUCGCCUUUGGCCUGUGGUGGUCGGUGAGGUACCCCCUGAAGUACCUGAGGAGGAAAGGGGGUGCUGAGGGCCAGCCGGGCCGUGGGCACGCCGAGCUCUUCGAAGGCGCAGUCAAAGUUUUCUUUGCUCUAGUAGGGAUACUGGUGGAGCAGUUUGUCCCCACUGGUCCCCACCUGCAGCUGUACAGCCCCAAGACGCACAGCUGGACUGACCUCACCCACUGGCACUACUCCACCAUCUACCUCUUCUUCCUCCUCUCCGGCAUCACAGACGUGGUCUCACACUCCCCACUCAAGCUGCCCCCUGGCUUAGACCGGCUCUCGCUGUCCCUGGCUCUGCUUGUGGAAGGUUUGCUCUUCUGUUUCCGUGACUACAGCGAUGCUGUGCUGGACCAGCACCUCCACUCCCUGCUGGCCAUGGCUAUCUUUGCUGGAGCCCUCUGUGCCCUCCUGGAGGUGUUCCACCGAGACCAUAUCAUCCUGGAGACAUUCAGGACCAGCUCCUUCCUGCUCCAGGGCUCUUGGCUUUGGCAGAUUGGGUUUGUGUUGUCCCCUCCGUGGGGAGGACCAGGCUGGGACCAGAGCGACUCCAGCAACCUCUUGUUCCUCACCAUGUGCUUCUGCUGGCACUACCUGGGUGCUCUCGCCGUUGUGGCCGCCAACGCUGCUGCAUCCCGCUGCUGCAAUGAGUCCUGCCAGCUGAAAUUUGGGGACAUUGACGUGGAGUUGGACUGUGGCUUGUGCCUCCACAGAGGGAAGAAGAGCUCCGGUGGCGCCUUGCUGCCAGAGAGCAGCUUGGAUGACAAAUGAGGCUGUGGUGGGCAUGGAAAUCUCUUCCCUGAUGGUUUAGAGCUCUUGAGAUGAAAUUUUUAAUUAGUCUUGAUAAAUUACAGCAGCACUUGACAGUGGAGCAUCAGAAGUAGGAGGCAGGACCCUGAGGCAGAGCAUGACAGGAGAUGCCAAAUCCUUCCUCAUGCAUCCCUUUGGUAGACACGAGUUCUUAAUUCUCUGAGCUGCAGCUCAGGCUGCAGACUGCAGGACUAGUUUGCUGUUGGAGUCCAACUGGAGUGGCAAAUCAGACUAUUUUUUCUAACAUUUCUCUUCUGCUUCCUCAGAAGGGAGCCAAGCCAGCA